Adineta steineri is the source of this 1386-nucleotide messenger RNA. The record is from the annotation of a GenBank genome assembly. Lineage: Eukaryota; Metazoa; Rotifera; Eurotatoria; Adinetida; Adinetidae.
AUGACCGACCUUCCAACAGAUGCAUCGGUAAACACGACAUCUUCCCAUGUUUUUCAUCGUUCUCUUGUCAAUGAACCUUUGCUCGCUGUACGAGCAGAAGGGAAUUACAUUUAUCUUAAAGAUGGACGCAAACUACUCGAUGGUAGUGGUGGUGCUGCUGUAACAAACAUUGGUCAUGGCGAUAAACGUGUCAUUGCUGGAAUUCUUGAUCAGUUGCAAACUGUUGAUUAUGUUCAUUCAGGAACAUUUUCAAAUAAGGCAGCCGAGGAACUCGCAACUGAACUGACCAAAGACAGUGGAAUGGCAAGAGCAAUAUUUGUCUCAGGUGGUUCUGAAGCGGUAGAAUCAGCGAUCAAACUUGCUAGACAAUAUCAUUUGGAAAAAAAACAACCGGAAAGAACUAAUUUUAUUGCUCGUCAACAAAGUUAUCAUGGAAAUACACUGGGUGCACUUGGUCUCUGUCGACAUACAGCACGUCGUGCUCCUUUUUUACCAUAUUUUUCAUCUCAUUUUCAUCAUGUUUCACCUUGCUUUGCUUAUCAUUACAAGUUAGACAAUGAAUCAGAUGAAGACUAUGUGAAUCGUCUCGCUGAUGAACUGGAAGCUAAAUUCCAAGAACUCGGUCCUCACACAGUUGCUGCGUUUUUUGCUGAGACAAUCGUCGGUGCUACAAGUGGUUGUACUCCAGCAGUGCCUGGUUAUUUCAAGGCAAUGCGUAAUGUAUGUGAUCGACAUGGUGCUCUGUUUGUUCUCGAUGAGAUUAUGUGUGGAAUAGGACGAACGGGUAAAAUGCAUGCGUGGCAAUGGGAAGAUCUUUCAUCUCCACCAGAUAUUCAAGUUUUAGGAAAAGGACUUGGCGGUGGUUAUGCUUCUCUAGCAACUAUUCUCAUUUCAACCAAAGUUAUCAAUGCUUUUCUUGCUGGAUCAGGUUCAUUCAAUAAUGGAUAUACUUAUCAAUCACAUGCUGUUGGAUGUAGAGCUGCUUUAGAAGUUCUCAAAAUAAUUAAACAAGAUCAAUUAAUUGAACAAUGUUAUCAACGUGGAAUCUUCUUACAAAAGAUUCUCAACGAACAAUUGAGCAAUCAUUUGCAUGUUGGAGAUAUUCGAGGUCGUGGUCUAUUCUGGUCAGUGGAAUUUGUCAAGAACAAAGAGACGAAAGAGAUGUAUCCAUCAACUUGUUUAUUCAUUGAUUCUAUUAUAAAAGAAUGCAUAGAACGUGGAGUUGUCAUUUAUCCUGGCUCGAAAGGUACGGCUGAUGGUAUCUGUGGAGAUCAUGUGAUCAUUGCUCCACCGUAUACAAUUACCGAAGACGAACUUGCUUUUAUUGUCGACACUCUCAAAGUAGCGAUUAUUGUUGUUUUUAAAUCUAUUCAAGAACUUGCUUAA